UCAUAACAAAACAACAACAUCCGAUAUAGCACAAUUACAUUUCGAGUAUCAAAAACAUAAAUUUGUAAAACCGAGCCAUUUAUAAAAUCACAAUUCUGAAAAACGCAUUAAAACCACGAAAGCAGAAUAGUGAGUAGGUACAUAUUGAAAAAAGAUUAUAAGCGCGGGAAAUAUCCUUCUGUGUGAUCGGAUAUGGUUAUUUCUGCAAACAUUGGAGGAAAAUCAUUAUUUAUCUCCUUGUUUUCGUUUAGGUUAUUCCACAGAUGGGGCCCAGUAGGACUGAGGCCUGUUCCGGACCUGCGGACUACCUAGAGGGGUUUACCGGGAUCCCCGCCUGAAGGGCAGAUGUAGAAACGGGGUGGUCUGCGUCCGUUUCGGGCACGCGGCCACGCCGAUUUCUUAAAUAAAAAACUAUGCCAGUAAUAAUUUGCAAAAGCUGAUUCCCAAAAGCUUAAAUUUGUCAAAGCUAUUGGUAAAACCGAAGUGAAACAACACUUGCGUUAUGCGAGUGAGGUUACCGGAGGCCUAAUUCCCUCCUUCCCAAUCUUUCCAACUUUCCAAUUCGCCAACAACCCUUACAUUCCUAACCCCCAAAAGGCCGACAACGCACUUGUAACGCCUCUGGUGUUUCAAGUGUCCAUGAGCGGCGGCGAUUGCUUAACAUCAGGAGAUAUGUCAACUAGUUAGAUAGACAACUAGUCGGCGUGUUCCAUAAAAAUAAAAUGCGAGGACCGUCUAGAGGACAUGGUGGAGUAUACGGUCUGGAUGCGGUCGGCGACGGCAACCUCUUGCGUCCGGCAUUGGUUCAGGCCAUGGUGCGGAGCGAGGAGUACUGGGAUGCCGUCUCCUCCUUCUGCGAAGCAGUCAUGCUAGCUAAGGAGGAGGCGGGACGCGUGAGAGAACGAACCUCCGGGAGUCGGAGAUCACGUGACGAUCUCCGGCCACCGUAAGUGCGGGUCUGCGGACGACGAGCAAGGGUAGCUCGCCGCCCGAACAGAACAAUGGCAAUGCCUACAUGCGAUAUGACGAUGACGUUAAACGGAAUGCCGAUGCCAAAAAACCGAGUAAAAGUGGGAUCGGCAAUCCGAACGCUGCCGAUACAGUGGACGCAGUCAAUCUAUUCAAUCCGUCGGAUGCGUGCGAUGCGUACGAUGAUGCGGACCUGUGGAUGCUAAGCUUUAUGAAACAUCAAACAAAAUGUUGUCUUUUUACAAUAUGGCAAAUGACACAUAUUAUGAUCUCGAUAUGAAACAUACAAUGUAACCUUUUUAGCCCCUCGAGUGGAAUAAAGCAAAAAAUCGCAAAUUGCCAUUUCUAUUGACGACGUAAUACACUUAGCGCCACAGCCGCUCUCCGUCCAAUAUCGUGAAAAAAAAAUCCAAAGAGAAAUUGUCCUGCUGGACUGUCAUUAAAAUGAAAUUGCAUUUAGCGAGCUUUGCCUUUUGUUCUGUUUUAUUAUUGCCUAUUGAACAAUAUCGGCACAUAGUCCUAUGAAGCCAGUGAUACUUACUUGAAUGAAAGGCAGUACCUCAGAGCAGGACAAAAUUAUUUCUGUCAAACCUAAGGUUGCUAUAAACGGACCACUUAACUUUACGACCUCAAAUCGCGAAAACUAUAAGUGUUAAAAUUAAACCAUUUUAUUAUUUUGAUAAAGUAGGACCUUUAUUAAUAAUAAUCAAACGCAUUUUAUUAAUUCGGGCUUAUACUUUUCAAUAUAUAUGAAGAAAACAUAAUUUUGGACUGUUGCCUUCUUUGGACCAUGGGCACAUUUAAUGAACCGCCAGGUUGCCAUCAACGGACUUCGAGAUGUUUGCUCUAAAGGUCCAAUUAAGGGAACUAAUUAUAAUAAACAAUAUUCUAAAACUAUGACAUAGGUAGAGACAAACAAUACACAUACGUCAAUCAAAAACAUUUCAAUUAGUAAGUAAUUGAAUUUUACAUUGUUUCAUUCCUUUUUGUUGGCAGCAUUCUGGAAUCAUAAAUUAAUGUAUAAUAAUUUAUCUGUGGGUUAUUAACUAACUACAACCUGGGGUUACGCAAGGAUUGCAAAAAUAAAUAUCAUGUAUAACUUAAUAAUUUGUCUUCUUUACAUAAUUAGUCAAAUAAUCGGGAUCUAUUCCCAUUGUUAUGACCAGUAAAAUAUAAAAAAGUUGCUAUGAUUGAACCGGUCCAAUGGUGGAACUCUCUUAGGGUCCAAUGAUGGCAACAAGGAACUUAGUAUAAAAAAAAAUUAAUGGUAAUGAUAACUUCGUCUGAAGUUAAAUAAUACUCAAAGAAUCACUAUUAAAUUGGCUAACAUUUUCAACAUAGUACCAAAAUAAAUAAGAAUACUACAAUACUUACAUUCAAUUGUCCUGAGCGACAUAAUUAGAUUUUGACCGCCGCAAACACAACGACACACGUGGUUCCUCGCCAAGCGCCGCAGCGACCCCGAGGUAAAAGGGAGGUGCAACUGAGCCGUCGCGGACUCGUUCCGUUAAGUUUAGGUACUGCUAGCUUGCAUAGUUUUGGAAAUAGAGUGGUGGUCCAAUGAAAGACCUGGUCCAAUGAUCGCAACCUUCCCCUAGUACUUACCCUAAUGUUUUGCCGGUAAUGAAUUUAUAGUCCAGACUCUUCCUGCACAAUCUUUCAAUCCGGACUGAAUGGAGCCAACAAAACGGUGGAAGACAGUAGGUAGAGAGAGUAGUAAAAAUCCCAAGUUGAGCCAUUAGUUGGUUGAAGAAAUUAAAUAGUGCAUCUAUAGCUUCAGGGAACAGGUGAAAGAGGUUCGAUUUUACUGCUUGAAAGUCGAGGUUGGAAUGAUUGGAAAUGAGGGAAUUAGCUAAACCCGCUGCCAAAACAAAGAUAACACCACGGCUGACUACCGUAGAGUACCUGUGCCCCAUGUGAAAAAGAAAAUCAUAGACGAAACCAUCCGAGAGUACUAAAACGUUUCUCCCUGAUAUUAAUGAGCAUAUCUUUUGGUUGGGUGAGACCUGCCCAUUUAGGCGUUGACUGGACAUGGAAGGAUCGCUGAGUACCUGCGUCGGUUUAAACUAAAAGAAACUGGAGGUUGCGAUGCGAGAAUGCGAUUCAAAUAUCAGUGAUUACCAUAACCACUUUUAUUUUUUUUUUCGCUUUCAACCGGUCUAUCUGGAAGUUAUUGGAGGCCUACGAAUUUGUUGAUGAUGAUGAUGAAAUGGUUUUUUAUAGGUACCUACUGUACUGUAUACAAUGCAACUUAAUGAAAUUCAUACCUAACCACUGAAAAUAUUUAUAAAGAUACAUAAAAACAUCGCUAGUAACUUCGUUUAUUUGCUCCCGAGUCUAUUUGGGUGAUUUUGAUUAUCAAUAAAGGUAAUGCAUUUGUCCGUCGCGCUCGGUUGCCAGCACUGCAAGUGCACGAACGGGUUUUCAUUUUAUCAUGUGCCUGUAAUAUAUAUUUAUACAUUUACACUUCAUUUUUAUUUUAUAUAGUAUAAUUUUCUUAUUAACAUAUUAUAAAUGUAUGUAUAAUACCACUUAACCCGUAGGUGCAGUUGAAAACCAGUGUCAGACACUACCUUGCUGUCUUCUUCUUUUUAUUGUAGACGUGUUCGCAACGUAUUUUUGCAGAUGUGCGAUUGGUGUGACGUCGAGUGGAUUAGUAAUUAAUUUAAUAUAACUUUACAUUCGUAGGUACUUCUUUUUUGUCAACGCACAUUCCACAUGCUUUGUCUAGAAAUAAAAAAAGCAACAAAGUGUGCUGGUUAGCUACUGUUCGUAAUGUACUUAUCAGUCCAUUGUUUAAAAUAAUCGUCUACAGGUGCAGAAAGACAAAAAAUCUACAAUUUCAAGUCAAUCGCGCAAAUGUAACGCUCUUCAAUGGACCUGCUGCUAAUAGUUCUGCUAGCCAUCGUCACAGAUGCAAAAAUGAUCUGUAAGAAAACGAAAGUUCCAUUGGAACUGGGUAAAUGGAGGUACGACCUCAAACACAUGGACUCCGCCGUUGUAGAAAACCCACCAGUGUCAAUAAGCGAAGGCCAAAUGUACGUGUAUGAAAAUUAUUUUCCUAAUUACACGAUCAAGUAUAUCCACGUGGACAACUUGGCGAUACGAUCCUGUGGAGCCAGUGCAGUGAUGAAGACUGGCGGCAUCGGCUCCUCCUACGUGCUCAUAGUGCUGCACGCGCACAUCAACGAAGAGAUAAGGUCUGUAGUCGACAUCUGGGGAGAACGAAAAGGAGGGAAGGAGGGGAACGUGGACAAGUUGCCGAGAAGCGAAACUAAACCUGGCGAAUUGAAAACUAAUCAAUCGUUACAUCUAUUUAAGCAUUUACGAGCAGUUAAUCAUAACAGUGCGUAUUAACAUUUUUAUACCAAUGUCCAAUUUCUAUUAAAUACUCUUUAAAAUA
Messenger RNA from Spodoptera frugiperda (fall armyworm), 4372 nucleotides. RefSeq lists its product as uncharacterized. Bases 3844 to 4326 code for a protein of 160 amino acids. Lineage: Eukaryota; Metazoa; Arthropoda; Insecta; Lepidoptera; Noctuidae. The record is from RefSeq and is a predicted model, not a curated record. The transcript has a single exon.